AAACGAAGUUUUACAAUGAAGAAACAAUGAAAUGACAGAUGAAUAAAAAAAUAAUUAAAAGAAUAUUCCUUCUAUUGUUUCAAGUCUUCUACUGUCUUUAAUUCAAAAAUGUUAUUUUAUGAAGAAUAAAGAUCAUUUUCUAAAUAUGAUAGACUUGUUCAAAACAUUUAAGGAUAUCUAUUUCAAGGAUUAUUUUGAAAAGUAUUUACCAAGCCUCCACGAUGCCGGUUAAUCUUUUAUGUUUCUUAAAGUUCUGAGCAAUAAUGAAGAUUUUCAUUGAGAGGAUUUCCCGUGACGGUUUGAAAUCCAUCAACUUUCUUCUGUUAGCAACAGUUGUGCAACCACCAUUUUAUCAACCUACAUGAAAGAUAAAAACAGUGCAAGCCGCUUGAUCGAAGACAGCACUGCCGUGAGAUUGCGGGUGACGGCAGUUAUUGAAGCGUAGAUUUACUUAUAAGAUGCAUGAAGUCCAGAACCCCGUGAUUGUCAACAUAUUAUUUCUUAUCCUCUUUGGAAUAACCAUCUCGCAAAUUGAUUCUCUCAAAGAUGCAUGUUUAAGUGAAUGCAAUUGCAAGUGGAAAAAUGGAAAACAAACGGUAGAGUGUAUUGGUGUCAACUUAGUAGGAAUUCCAGAUGGACUAAGUAGUGAGACUCAAGUUUUAGACCUUACUGGUAAUCUGCUUCAACUACUUCCUAGUCGAGCUUUUUAUAGAGUCAGUUUAGUUAACUUACAGAAAGUGUUUGCACCAAGAUGCGGACUAUUGAGCAUUGCUGAUGAUGCUUUCUAUCAACUAAGUAACUUGAUUGAGUUAGAUAUAAGCAACAAUUUUCUUACGUGGAUUCCAAGUGUUGCGCUAAGAGAUACUCCGUUGCUAAGACGUUUACUAUUAAGUUUUAAUCCGAUCCAAAGAGUUGAAAACGACUCGUUUUCGUUACAGUCACAUCUGACUGUACUAGAACUAAGUAGCUGUCAAAUAGAAGCAAUUGAGCCUCGAGCAUUUGACGGGCUAAAGAGCUUGGAAUACCUCAAACUGGAUGGAAACAAGCUAAGGACGUUACCGCCGGAAAUGGUUAAACCAUUUUCUACGUUGUAUGCAUUGGAACUGCAUCAGAAUCCCUGGCAAUGUGAUUGUCAUAUAAGAAGCGUCCGAAAAUGGAUGCUAAGACACAACAUACCAAUUAGCAGUCCUCCACAAUGCUUUGAACCACCAAGGUUGCGCGAGUUUACAUGGGAUACAGUAAGUAUUGAUGAGUUUGCUUGUAAGCCUGAAGUAACCGUAGUUGAAUCUUCUGUGACAUACAUAGAAGGGGAUAAUGCAACUCUUGGUUGCCGUGUGCAGGCAGUUCCAGAAGGAACUGUAAACUGGAUUUGGAGGGGAAGGGUAAUUAGCAACCUUACACUUAUGUCGUUCGGACGACAAAUGUAUUUAAUUAGAGAAGUGGGAACAACACUCAAAGUUAACUCAUUGACAAUAUUUAAUGUGAUGCUCAAAGACAGUGGUAGGUAUCUUUGUGUUGCGUCUAACCCUGCUGGAAGAAUAUCUGCAAACAUUACUCUUAACGUUGUACCAAGAGACACCAAUUCUGACAAUCUGAGUGGUGAAGAAAUAGCUGGAAUUGUUAUUGGUGUACUUUUCGUGAUAUUUGCACUGUUCUUUGUUUUUAGUUUUUUCAUGAUGAGACAUCAAAGAUUGUUUCAAAAUAGGAACAAAAGUAACAGUUUUCCUUUCUACAAAAACUUUUUCUCAUUUAACAACAAUCACGUUGGUGUUGUGGUGAAAAAUUCAACGGGUGUUGAUUUAAGUAUGAAUGCAAACGGUAGUAAUUUGGUAGAUGGUAAAUGCAACGCCUCACCUCUUUCUCCUUGUAGUGGAUCAGAAGCAAGUGUUUAUAGUGGAAAUAAAGUAAAUAAUUUACCAUUUGAACAGUAUAGUGUGCAUGAGAGUAACAGCCCUAACACACAACCAUCACCUAAUUCUGAAAAAUGGUAUCCUUCUACCCUAAACAGACAUUCUAUUAGGGAAACGGAAACAGGUAUAGAAAUGUGUGUGAUAUCAAAAAACGAAAAUGUAAAUCCUGAUGAUAAAUCUUUUAAACCAAAUAUAGAUAGUUUAGAAACUGCUGAGCGAACGGAAUAUAGACGCCCGAUAACAACUGACGAGAAAGAUGAUGAUUUAGAAAGCGCGGGACCAAUGAUGUAUGAUAUCCAGCAGCCUAUAAACGAUUAUUAUAUGGAUCAUGACUUACCAUCUCACAAAUGCUCUAUUUGGCCAUUAUCUGAAGGUUCCUUUAAAGACGAAAGCUACCAUAGUUAUAAUAGUCCUUCCCAGUCUAGCUGGAAGAGAAGUUCUGUAAUUAUCCCUCAACAAAUACAUCAUAUAUUUUCACCUGAUGCUAGAGAUUCACCUGAUGAAGGUUUGGGAGAUGAAAGAGAAUAUGAAACAGAUAUACUUGAUUGAAAAAGGGUGAAAGAAUCCUUACAUUAAAUUUAAGGUAUUUUUUGAGGUUUACGCGAGGUUGUUUUGAGGUGUCAAAGUUGAUUUAAUAUUUAUUCGAAAUUGAUUUUAGAGACAACCUUAAAAGAUCAACCUCCCAAGGUUUGUUGUCAGGGUGGAUGAAGUCGUUUUAUUAACACAUGAGGUUGAUUUGAGGUUAAAUGAAAUCUGCUUUAUAGCAACCAAAUUAGGGAGGUUGUUUUUGAGUUUUGAGGUGCAUGAAUUAUUUUAUCUGCAUUUCAAGGAAAUACCUAUAUAUGAUGUGUGAAUAAUUUCACCCAAUCUAAACUGAGGAUGAAAUUGAGGUUUAUUAAUGAGGCUAUUUUUGGUGCAAAACCUAACCUAAUUUUCUACCUCAUUUGUAUUUUUUACAUCUGUCAAACUCAAAAUAACCUCAAAAACACCUUAUCUUUCGUAAGUGAUAAAGAGAUAGUUUAAAGCGUUGAUGGAAUGAAUGGUUUAGUAUUUUUCUCGCGCACAAGUUUAUCAUGAACUGGAGAAACUAAAUCAAUUUAUACAAACAAUUUUAAUUUUAAACAAAUAUUGCUUUUCUAAAAGAGACAUUUUGAGCAAUGUUAUAUUUAUUUUCCUUAAAGUUGUAAAAAAAUAUAUUUUAAAACAUUUAAUUUUAAGAACAACUCGAUCCAUUUUCAGAAAUUUUGCAGAAUUGAUAUUUAAGAUAUUUUGCAAUGACAUUGAAAUCCAAGUCAAAAAUAAAAUGCCAAUGUUUGUGUAAGAAAAAAUACCAAAACAUUAUUGAUACUUGGCAAAUUAUUUUGGAGGAAGAAGAGAUUAAAAUCUAAACUAGAUCAAAGACUGUAAAAUUGUUAGUAGGAAAAAAAAUAAAUGCUGAAUUUAUUUUUAGAAACGCCUUCUUGUUUUAGAAACGCCUUUAAGUCAGUUAUGGAUCAAAAAGUUUUAUUAUGUGUUAUUCAGUAGUUCUCUUUAUUCAUAACGUUGUUAUUUUUUCUUAGCAUAAAUAUUAAUUUUUGAUCUGUAAUAACUACGAUAUUGACUUUUUGUUCUCAGUAAGCUAACACAUCACAAAAAGAGAGAUAAAAGCUGUUUUUGACAAGAAAUACCCUAAGUGCUUGUAAAAAUUGCCAUAUAUGUAACCCCAUCUUUCUUGCCAACGGCAAAGGGGAAAUUUCACUCACUUUUACUUGUGCGCAUGACUUUCCUGGCUGAAUUGCUCAAAAGUAACACAAGAACUAAUCCAAAAAUUAAAAAUGAAUGUAUGUAUAGAACAAACACUUAGUUUUAUAAAAUUUCCUUGGAUAAAAAUUAUUAACUAUUUUACCCAAUUUUUUGUUCAAAAUUAAGCGACAAUUACGCGGUUAAAGAAGAUUGAGGUAAGCUCACUUUGAAAAUAUAGUUUGGAUCGAUUUGUUUUUACUUAAAAAAAAGUCAAACUGAAGGUUUAUUUAACAGUUUAGACAGUAAAUACAUCAAAUUUGAAAGGUUUAUGGUAUGUUAUAGAAGUGUUUAAACUAAAUAUAUUGAGAGGAAUUAUAAGAAACGGUAUGCAUCGAGAUUAUAAAAAUAAGGUGAUAAAAGAUUUGUCAUUAAAAUUUGAGAUAUAAAGAAAAGUUACAAAUAUAUAUCUAUAAAUAAAGUUGGUUGUUACUGUACAGAACUUCGUUAUUGAACUCAAAAAUGAAUUUUUAAUAAAUAAAGGUAUAUAUAUCUUGAAUUGCUGUAUUGUAACGCGCGAGCUUUUUUAAUGUAUCAUAUGUGUCUUCCUAUUGCAAAAUAAACUACUGAAAAUUACAUUUAAUUUUAAUGAAUUGUGCACAAAAAUUUCGAACUGAAAUGCUAUAUAAGCUAUGGAGAGAGGUUAUACUAAUAGAAUAACACUGGCAGCUAUUUACCAUAGCCUCCUUAUAAGUAUAAUUAGAAUUUUGGAAAUGAAAAGAUGAUUUAAGUAAAUAAUUAAAUAAUACAAACGUAUUUUUUGUUUAUUUCAGAAAUUAGCAAAGAUAAAAUCGAUAAUUUUAGGAGAAGGUGUGUAAUUGGAGUAUAUUACUUAUUAUUAUAAUAUUCUAAGCUUACAAAACAAUUUACUUGAUCUACGGUGCUCGCCAAACUGUAUCUUGUUCUCGGCUUUUUCUGAAAUCAUAUUAAACAAUUGCAUAAUUUGAUGACAAAUAUAGCGUACAAAACUACAAUUAUUGUACCGUAUUUCCUUUAUAUAUUAAUAUCUGCGUUUGCAAUUAAAAUAUUAUUUAAAAUAUGACGAUUAUGAUAAAUCUGGUAAAAAUAGUUAUUUUGUUUUACAAUAAAGAGUAUCGAGAUAAAUGAAAAGUCUAUGUCAGAAAUCUUUUAAUGAGAAAGAUUUUUUUCUUAAAUUGGAAGGUAAAGUAGUAAGCUUUCAAAUUAGAAACCUUUCAAUGCGUUCCUUAAGUAAUUUUACAAAUAGUUUUUUUAGUUUUCUCAGAAUGCUGCUUUGAGAAAGAAAAUCGGCAAGAAAUCCAUACAUGUAAGCUUAAAUAAAAUUAAAAAAAUCAAAUUAUACUGGAACUGUUAAAAUCCCGAACUAAAGUUAAAUCCCCAACUUAAAAUUACCAAAUUUUAUCACUUCCACAAUCAAACACCCGGUAUAAGAUAAAAAAAUAAUAAAAAUAAAA
This is a messenger RNA of Parasteatoda tepidariorum (common house spider), 5122 nucleotides long. Lineage: Eukaryota; Metazoa; Arthropoda; Arachnida; Araneae; Theridiidae. The record is from RefSeq and is a predicted model, not a curated record.